Amphimedon queenslandica is the source of this 894-nucleotide messenger RNA. RefSeq lists its product as uncharacterized. The record is from RefSeq and is a predicted model, not a curated record. The transcript is spliced from 3 exons. Lineage: Eukaryota; Metazoa; Porifera; Demospongiae; Haplosclerida; Niphatidae. Bases 1 to 894 code for a protein of 297 amino acids.
AUGAAUAUCUCCUUUUUAUUUGUACUUUUAUGCCUGCAGUUGGAUCUAUGUCAUGAUCGAUUCAAAGGAAUUCAUGUUACAAGUGAUUGGCCAAUAAGCUUGGCAGAUUUGAAUUUCUAUUCUGAACAUCUCAUUUUACCAUAUCAUGAGUACCCAGGAGUCAGUCAGUAUGAAUAUUAUGCUGUUUCUACUAGUAGUUAUUACAAUGAUACUCUUAGUCAAGUUCUUCUUGUUGGUUGUAUUAAUAAUACUGUCAUUAGUAUUAUACCAACAGUUGAUCUCUUCAUUCCUAUUGAUGUACAGAAGAAUGGCAGCGAUGAUAUAUUAGUAACUAAAGGUAACUCUCAUACUAUUACACUACAUGAGGGACAGACUCUAUUGCUGGGUAAAGGGAAUGGAAGUGAUAUAUCAGGAACACACUUUAUUUCUAAUAAACCACUGACCGUUACUACUGGUCACCAGUGUGGCAGUACUCCUGAUAUGAUGGAACUCCCUUCUUGUAAUGGUAUGCAGCUGCAAGUUCCUCCAACAAUAACUUGGGGUAUAAGAUUCAUUCUAACAAACUUCAUUAAUUUUCGUUUUGACAGCUCAAUAUACUCUUCUUAUGUGAAGACAGUCACUUCACAAGCCAACACUAGUAUAACAAUACAUUGUGAUGGAGCCACUAACACUACAAGAUACUCUACUAAUGGAGCAAUUGGUACUUAUCAGUACAACAUAACUGGAUAUUGCUAUGUGGAAGCUGAUAAUCCAAUAUUUGUCGUCCUGUUCCCUCAAGCCAAUCUAUACUCUGCUACUACUAUGGUACUAAUACCACCAAUGGAACAAUAUCUUCGAGAGUUUAACCAUCAGUUGAAGGAUUCUCUCCUACAGCUAUUCUACAUAAUGGACUAG